ACCGGGCGUGAGAGGGGCGCCGAUUUGCUCGGCCUUCUGCCACGGUGGGAGCACCCAGGAAAGGGUCUGAGAAUCUGACCUGAGUCGCCACCAAGUCCCUUCUGGGUGACGGAUGGUUUCCGUGAAGUUUCUCUUCGCCACGUGAUCCGGCUUGACUCUAGCUCCUGGCUGCAGCCUGCUGCUUGCCUGGGAGGCGCCAUGGUGUGUGCUGCUGUCCUGACGCGUGGAAGACUGCGAGGCUCCAUCCGAGCCCUCUGCAUCCAGGCUGCGCCUUCGAUUCUGCCAGCCAGUACCGUGCGCUGCCUCGCUCUGAGCAGCUUAAGGAGAUCUAAAAGGAAGAUGGAUCACUUGGAGAGAACAGCGAGUGCCGUUCGCCGGGAGGUGGUGUCGCCGGCCAAGGUGUGUGCAGUUGCAGCUGAGUCGCCCUCCGUGAAGAGCCUCCGCUUACUCGUGGCCGAUAAGGAGUUCUCCUUCAAAGCAGGCCAGUGGGUCGAUUUCUUCAUCCCAGGGGUCUCUGUAGUUGGUGGGUUUUCCAUAUGCUCCAGUCCCAGACUGCUUGAACAGGAGAGGACGAUCGAGCUGGCAGUGAAGUACGCCGACCACGCCCCUGCGCUCUGGGUUCACAGUACGUGUGCACUUGGCUCUGAAGUGGCAGUGAGAGUGGGUGGAGAGUUCUUCUUUGACCCUCAGCCCACCGAUGCCUCCAGGAACCUGGUGUUGAUUGCAGGAGGAGUUGGAAUUAACCCCCUGCUUUCCAUCCUGCGGCACUCGGCAGAUCUCCACCGAGCGCGGGCAAGCACAGGCAGUGGGUAUGAGAUCGGGACAGUGAGGCUGUUCUACAGCGCCAAGAACACCAGCGAGCUGCUGUUUCAGAAAAAUAUCCUUGAUGUAGUCCAUGAAUUUCCUGGGAAGAUUACAUGCAGUUUACAUGUUACAAAGCAGACUACACAAAUCAGUGCGGAACUCAAGCCCUACAUCACGGAAGGAAGAAUAACGGAAAAAGAGAUAAGUGACCAUAUUUCCAAAGAGACUUUAUUCUUUAUUUGUGGCCCACCUCCGAUGACGGACUCUUUCUCCAAGCACCUGGAAAACAGCCACGUUCCUAGAGAACACAUCUGCUUUGAGAAGUGGUGGUAGGGAACGGCCAGCGCCCAGGACGGGAAGGAGACGCAGACCCAGUGGGGCGAGGCUGAGCCGUGCUGUGCUCGGCG
Molecule: messenger RNA, 1211 nt
Organism: Ochotona princeps (American pika)
Lineage: Eukaryota; Metazoa; Chordata; Mammalia; Lagomorpha; Ochotonidae
Gene: OXNAD1
Product: oxidoreductase NAD binding domain containing 1
Exons: 8
Coding region: 199-1137 (312 amino acids)
Cellular component (GO): mitochondrion
Molecular function (GO): oxidoreductase activity
Source: RefSeq, a predicted model, not a curated record